This is a messenger RNA of Tetrahymena thermophila SB210, 2208 nucleotides long. Its product is annotated as CAF1 family ribonuclease. The transcript is spliced from 4 exons. Gene Ontology annotation, molecular function: calcium ion binding. NCBI's taxonomy places the organism in Eukaryota, Ciliophora, Oligohymenophorea, Hymenostomatida, Tetrahymenidae. The record is from RefSeq and is a predicted model, not a curated record.
AUGUAUUAGCCAUCAUUGAAUUACGACUACUAAAACCCAAAUCCAAUCAAACUUGAUGCAAAGGGUUUGUAAAGCAAUAAUUUAAAUCAACAGCAAAAUGGUUAGUAAACUAUAUAGCUACUAUCUACACUUCCUAGCAAUUCAUACGGAGUUACCUAAGGGAAAUAUGCCUCUCCCUUUGAAGAUACUAAAAAGUUAAACCAAAAUCAAAGCUAGUUAAGCAAUCACUCACCUAAAAAUUUUGUCUAUCAAUAGACGGCUUCUAAGCAAAAUGAAUCAUAUCAAUCACCUUAAUUCAUUAAAUCAUCAUCUGCUGCUUUAGCUUAAAAUUUCAGUGCAUCUAACAACAUUUUAAAUAAAAAUGUUACUUCUAAUAUUACAAAUAAUAAUCAAGCAUAGAAUACCUAACAAAAUAUAACAGCUAACUAAAAUACAAUUUAAUAAGGCAGCAUAAUUUAGUAAUCAAACCAAUAACAAUUAAUAAACAAUAAACCUAUAAUAUAAUAAACUCAGCCAUAAUUAGUAACCUACUCUUAUUAGCCUGCUAUGAGUUAUGUUAGUUAAACCACACCCACUAAUACUAUUCCUAUUGUGUAAAGUUACAUUUAACCUGUCCCAAUUUAAGUUCCAAACCAAAAUAUAGUUGUAUAAAAUCCUCCUAAUAUAACCUAUACUACAACUAGUGUACCUAAUACAACAUAGGUGCAUUUAGUGCCUUAAAAAACAAGCUAUUUAAUAGAAUCAAAGCCUAUUCUAUAAACAAGCUAAAUUAGAAUUUUGUCUCCUAUUUCUAGCAAUAGGGUUUAAACAAACGAUGAAGAUUUUACUAAACCUUUAUUUACCAAUAAAUCACCUUAUUCUAAAAAGUAUGAUGAAUAAAGAAGUUAAAGAUGGCAAGAAUUUUCAAAAGACGAUUCUAGAUUAAAUUAAUUCGAAUACAAUAGACAGUAUAAUCAAUAGAAUGAAUAGACAAGGCAAUUCAAUGCAUAUCAAAGAUCAGUAACUAACGAAAAUAAUUAAAGAUCAACAUAUAGAUUCGAAGAAAGGAAUCAAUUUGAAGGACAAUAAAACUAUAAAAAUUAGCAGUUAUAUUCUUAAAAUGUUUCGUAAGUAGCACCUCCUGCAUUUGAUUACACAAAUUAUAGUAAUCAAUAUGAACCAGCAAAAAGAACUGCUAUGUUUGAAAAUAAUUAAAGUGCCCCAUACUCAUUCUUAGCAAGUCAAAAAAUCGUAUUCAAAGAAGAUACAGAUUUAUAAACUAGAAAAUUGAUAGAAAGCAGACUGCAAUAAGAUAGAAUAGGAUAAAGAUCUUUGGAUUAAAGCGGGUUUAAAAGAUUCUAAAAUUAAUCUCUUUAUUAGUCAAAUUUAGUUGCUCAAAACAGGAUUGACUCAUUUAACAUUAGACAAAGUUAUUAGUUUUUAAAUUAAAAUAGAGAUUUCAAUCAAAACAAUGUAAGAUUCUCUACUUUGAGUUCUUAGGAUGCGUAGAGAUUUUAUAUUAAUGAAGAAGCUUUAAAGGAGAGAGAUUUAAACUUUAUGUUUGAAAAAAGACCAACUGAUCUAGUAAAAGAGUACAUGCAAGCAAUUAUUGAUUUAGAAAGAGAAAUAGAAAAUAACAGAAUUAAGAUUGUUAGAUAGUAAGAUUAUUCAGUCUAAUUGUUUUAUGAGAUCUUCGAUGCUAAUGAGUCUGGUUACAUAAUUGUUGAGGAAUUUGUGUAAGGACUUAAAAAGCUAGGAAUACAAGCAGAAUAAAACGAUGUUAGACUCUUAGUUAAUCGUUACUCUAUUGAUAAAAAUAAUAAAAUAGAUUAAUAAGAGUUCAUCAAUAUGGUUGUGCCAAAAACCUAUUCUCAUAUUGAAAGCAUAUUUGUUAGAAAGCCUUAUAUUAGUGAAAAAAAUAUGAGAUAAGAUACUAGAGAGCUUAUGGCAAAGCUAAUGAAAUCUUUACUUAAUUCUGAAAUAGUACUUGAGUAGAUUAGAAAAAAAAUAGAAUAAAAAUAAAUAACUAGUGCCUAAUUAUUUACAAGUUUGUGUGAUGGUCCUGAGGAUUCUGUAAAUAAAUAAAACUUGCGCCAAUUCCUUGUAAAAAUUGGAGUAUUUGUCAAUAGAGAGGAAAUCCCAUAAAUUAUGUAGCACUUCGAUUUAAGAGAUAUGGGUUUCUUUAGACUUUAAGAAUUUGAAGCAGAAUUAAAACCUCGCUUCUAAUGA